This is a messenger RNA of Dermacentor silvarum, 847 nucleotides long. RefSeq names its product solute carrier family 13 member 3. The transcript is spliced from 5 exons. Gene Ontology annotation, cellular component: membrane. The record is from RefSeq and is a predicted model, not a curated record. Gene Ontology annotation, biological process: citrate transport; monoatomic anion transmembrane transport. Bases 314 to 847 code for a protein of 177 amino acids. Lineage: Eukaryota; Metazoa; Arthropoda; Arachnida; Ixodida; Ixodidae. Gene Ontology annotation, molecular function: succinate transmembrane transporter activity; citrate transmembrane transporter activity.
UGUAUCACCUGGACCACAGUUGCGCUGUUCAGAGUGCUAUAUUGAUCGCGGCAUAUAUCGUUUCAGACGUAACGCAAUCUUGUCUCUGUUGGACCUCACUUUUCAGAACUUAGCGCGUCUUCGAUACUAUACGUCGUGUAAUAAAAAUACUUACCUUUAUAUUGACCUCAACAGGAGAAGCGAAGCGGGCGAGUCUACAGAAGAAAAGGUCCGGGAAGAGAUUGCCUGGCGGUAUAAAGAGCUGGGAAAGAUCAGCUUUGCAGAGACCUGUGUCGGCACUUUGAUCGCUACACUGAUCAUCGCCUGGUUCGUAAUGAAGCCGCAAAUAUUUCCGGGAUGGAUUGACGCUCUUCCCCAUGGAGAGCUCGUGCAGCCCAGCGCCUUGAUCGCCUUGAUGGCGCUGCUGCUCUUCGUAAUACCGAAGAAUCCUGGAAACCCGUGGCAGUCACAGUCACUUCUCACGUGGGAGGAGGCGGUCAAGGGUGUCAAGUGGGGCGUCGUGAUCCUCGUGGGAGGAGGCAUGACUCUGUCGGAGGCCUGCAAGCAAUCUGGACUUUCUUCGAUACUGGUGGACAACGUGAAGGGCAUGGACGUACUGCCACCGGCUCUCACGGCUUUGCUGUUCUGCUUCGCUGCGUCUAUGUUCACGGAGAUAACAAGCAACACCGCCACGAGUUCCAUACUUCUGCCCCUCGUCUGCGACAUGGCUGUCGCACUGAGGCUGCACCCCAUCUACCUGGCCAUGCCUGUGGCAGUCGCCUGUUCGUCGCCUUCAUCAUACCCGCCGGUACACCGCCGAAUGCCAUCGCCUACGACCUGGCCAAGCUCCGCAUUCCGGAUAUUGUAA